UCCAGAUUAAACCCCGAGCUGCGGAUUAGGCCCUGCCUAUGAGGACUCGGCAAAUCGCGCCGGGGCUCCGGGGGUGCCGCGGGAGGAGCCGAUGCCUCGCUGGCCGUGCGGGGCCUGCCCGGGGCCGCUGCUGGAGGCGGUGGCGAGCAAACACGAGCAGCUCCUCGCCCCUCUUACCUUGCUGCAGACCUCGAGGGAAGACUUUAACUAGUGACACGCAGAUGUGCGAGUCCCUAAAUUGUAUGAGAGGACAGUCCACCCCGCUUUCAGACUGCUAUAGGCGACCCCCGUGGGAUUCUGCUCUCUCAGCCCACCAUGCAGAACACUUAUUUAUUGCUAAGAAGCCUGGGCUCUUGGAGUCAAUUUAUCAGGAGGCUCCAAAGAGAGGAGAGCGGAGAGCGCGUAGAGCAGAGCUUCUCCAGGGAGACCCAAAGCCUGGAGCUUCAGGUCACAGCGGCGUGAACCAGCUCGGCGGGGUGUUCGUCAACGGGAGGCCGCUGCCCGACUCCACGCGGCAGAAGAUCGUGGAACUCGCUCACAGCGGCGCCCGGCCCUGCGACAUCUCCCGGAUCCUGCAGACCCAUGCAGAUGCAAAAGUCCAAGUGCUGGACAAUCAAAACGUGUCGAAUGGAUGUGUGAGUAAAAUUUUGGGCAGGUAUUACGAAACUGGCUCCAUCAGACCCAGGGCAAUCGGAGGUAGUAAACCGAGAGUAGCGACUCCAGAAGUUGUAAGCAAAAUAGCGCAGUAUAAACGAGAGUGCCCCUCCAUCUUUGCGUGGGAGAUUCGAGACAGAUUACUAUCAGAGGGGGUCUGUACCAACGAUAAUAUACCCAGUGUGUCGUCGAUAAACAGAGUCCUACGCAACCUGGCUAGCGAAAAGCAACAGAUGGGUGCCGACGGGAUGUACGACAAGCUAAGGAUGCUGAACGGGCAGACGGGGACCUGGGGCACCCGGCCCGGCUGGUAUCCCGGCACCUCGGUACCCGGGCAGCCCGCUCAAGAUGGCUGUCCGCAACAGGAGGGAGGAGGGGAAAACACUAACUCCAUCAGCUCUAAUGGAGAAGACUCAGACGAGGCCCAAAUGAGACUCCAGCUGAAAAGGAAGCUGCAGAGAAAUAGGACAUCCUUUACCCAAGAGCAAAUCGAAGCCCUUGAGAAAGAAUUUGAGAGGACCCACUAUCCUGAUGUGUUUGCAAGAGAGAGACUAGCUGCUAAAAUAGACCUGCCUGAAGCAAGGAUACAGGUGUGGUUUUCCAACAGAAGGGCCAAGUGGAGAAGGGAAGAGAAGCUGAGGAACCAGCGAAGACAAGCCAGCAACACUCCCAGCCACAUUCCCAUCAGUAGUAGUUUCAGCACAAGUGUUUACCAGCCGAUCCCACAACCAACCACCCCCGUUUCCUCUUUCACAUCAGGUUCCAUGUUGGGCAGGACGGACACGGCGCUCACGAACACGUACAGCGCGCUGCCGCCCAUGCCCAGCUUCACCAUGGCCAACAACCUGCCUAUGCAACCCCCGGUGCCCAGCCAGACCUCCUCCUACUCCUGCAUGCUGCCCACCAGUCCAUCGGUGAAUGGACGGAGCUAUGAUACAUACACCCCUCCUCACAUGCAGACACACAUGAACAGCCAGCCCAUGGGCACCUCUGGCACCACUUCCACAGGUCUCAUUUCCCCUGGAGUGUCAGUUCCAGUUCAAGUUCCUGGCAGUGAACCUGAUAUGUCUCAAUACUGGCCAAGAUUACAGUAAAACAUGUGUUAAUUCCGUAAAUGACUAUAUGGACAACAGUUGGAUGUUCAGCAGUAUUUUAUAAAGGAAGAAUGGCUCUCAGAGUACUUCUGUACUGCAACUGUGCCCUAUGCUGUAACACAUGGAAAAGACUUUCACAUGGACCUUUGUACACUGAAGGCAUUAUAUCAGUUGGAACAAAUCUUCAUUUUGGUAUCCAAACUUUUAUUCAUUUUGGUGUAUUAUUUGUAAAUGGGCAUUUGUAUGUUAUAAUGAAAAAACAAAAAAAGAACAAUGUAGACUGGAUGGAUGUUUGAUCUGUGUUGGUCAUGAAGUUGUUUAAAAAAAAAAAAAGAAAAGGAAAAAAAAAAAAAGAAGCCAUGAUCAACAAGCUUUGCCACGAAUUUAAGAGUUUUAUCAAGAUAUAUCGAAUACUUCUACCAAUCUGUUCAUAGAUUAUGGAUUGACGUUCCAAGUUUGUAUCAUUCCAUUGCAUAUAACUGAACCUGGAACAACACGCACUAGAUUUAUGUAAGAAAAAAUAUCUGUUGGUAUUUCCAAAGGUUGUUAACGGCUGAAGCUAUGUGCAAACAGGGGUUAAGAGAGAGCUGCCAUGAAGAAAAGAGUUUGAUAGAUAAAAGGUAGAUUGUGUCUUCGAUAUAAUCCGAUUUGUUUUAUGUCGAAAUGUAAGUAUUUGUCUUCCCUAGAAAUCUCCCAGAAUGAUUUCUAUAAUAAAGUUAAUUUCAUUUAUAUUUGACAAGAAUAUUCUAUAGAUGUUUUAUACACAUUUCCAUGCAUCAUACGUUUCUUUUUUGGUCGGCAAGAGUUAAUUGUUCUUAGAUAUAGUUGUACUACUGUUCACAGUCCAAUCAUCUUUGUGCAUCUAGAAUUCAUUCCUAAUCAAUUAAAAGUGCUUGCAAGAGUUUUAAACUUAAGUGUUUUGAAGUUGUUCACAACUACAUAUCAAGAUUAACCAUUGUUGAU
This is a messenger RNA of Zonotrichia leucophrys gambelii, 2711 nucleotides long. RefSeq names its product paired box 6 (gene PAX6). Gene Ontology annotation, molecular function: DNA-binding transcription factor activity, RNA polymerase II-specific; RNA polymerase II cis-regulatory region sequence-specific DNA binding. Gene Ontology annotation, biological process: anatomical structure development; regulation of transcription by RNA polymerase II. The record is from RefSeq and is a predicted model, not a curated record. NCBI's taxonomy places the organism in Eukaryota, Metazoa, Chordata, Aves, Passeriformes, Passerellidae.